Messenger RNA from Drosophila pseudoobscura, 2242 nucleotides. It is a transcript of the gene Drep4, whose product is annotated as DNA fragmentation factor-related protein 4. Gene Ontology annotation, cellular component: nucleus; cytoplasm. Gene Ontology annotation, molecular function: DNA endonuclease activity. The record is from RefSeq and is a predicted model, not a curated record. The transcript has 3 exons. NCBI's taxonomy places the organism in Eukaryota, Metazoa, Arthropoda, Insecta, Diptera, Drosophilidae. The coding region runs from base 119 to 1501 and encodes 460 amino acids. Gene Ontology annotation, biological process: apoptotic DNA fragmentation; apoptotic process.
UCGAUGCAUCGAUGUUUUUCCACCUCUAAAUAAUAUACAAAUAAAAAAAUACACAGUAAGUCCGCUUAAAAGGAAGCUUGCUGCAAGGUUGUCAACUCCAACUCCAUGUGCUUGUACAAUGAUAAACUACAUUAGAGAUACAAUUAUGGCGCCGUCAACACGCAGUUGCAGCAACAGCGUCAAGACCAACAACAGCAGCAGCAAACAAAGGGCCACAAAGGAAGACGGCUCUUCCUCGUCCAAGGAAAUUCCACCUGCUCCAAUGCGGGGCUACAAGAUUACUGAUAAUGAGCGGUCAAGGAAAUAUGGAAUUGGAGCCAAUUCAUUGGAAGUUCUGCUAACCAAAGCCAAUAACAAGUUUCCGCGGCAGGACCUGCACAUCUAUCUAGCCUCUGAUGGCUUUGAGGUGUCUGAUGAUGAGUAUUUGAACAGCCUGCCCGCCCAGACGUUGUUCAUUGUGGCUGGUCCAGAUGCAGUCAUAACAACAGUAUUCUUGAUAGAUGCCGACUUUGAAUUUGAGAAAAUGCGCCAGCAAUCGCCCUUGCUGAAGGUGGCAGACAUCUUCUAUGACUUUAUAGAACAGCAUCCGGAGAAGUUCCGACGUAUGAUCUCGGACUAUGAGCACCAGAAGCAGCGACUGGUCCUGGACAACAGCAAGGCCCAUCUAAGCUUGAAGGACGAGCACGUGGAAUGGUUCGAGGGCGGCGAGGAGCGCUUUCACUCCAAGGAAGAGGCCAUGGCCGUGCGUGCCCAGACACGUGUGCGCGGCUACUACUAUAAGGCCAAGGAGGAGCUGACACGCAAUCCGUUGUACAGGCAAAAUCCCAAGGCCCGGCAAGUCAUCAACUCGGUGCUGGAGCAAUUUCGCUAUCUACUCAUCGGCUGCGACUAUUUCUCAAUGAUGUUCAACAGAAAAUGCGAACAAAAACACGACUUCCUCCAGCAGCAUCGGCAGCAGACGGGUGAUGAGGAGCCCGAUGCCGGAAGUCUUCCAAGCAAGAGACUAAGGCAGCUCAUCAAGGAGUACACUAAGCAGCAUUCCAUACUCGAUGAUUGGUCUGUUUCGCUGUGCACCGAUCUGGGGGACUUCUAUUGCCAGGGCGCGUAUUCGGAUAAUGGCAACUGCUGCUCCCUGCAGCACACCAUCAAUCCGUAUGCCUCGCGCGAGAAUCUCAUUUUGUUUCAGGUGUGGAAUCUGGAUCAUCAAAUUGAACUCUCUCGCACGAUUCUGCCCGCCAUGGUAGCCAACGUCGAGGAGCUAGUCACCAAGCCGCAGCUCAAAUGUUCGUUUCACAACAAGCGUGUAGUAGACAUCUCUGUUUUAGAGUACUUUCUCGAAAUAUUCUCCCUAAAGAACCUUAAACUCGUGCACGUUGUGUGCCACGAAAAGGUGCAACGCUCAAACCGCUCAAAUGGUCGCCUGCUCUGUCCGGAUUGUCAUGAAUACCGGAUUGUGCAAGAGCUCAUGGAUUUGCAGGGAGCAAAUAAAACCACGUCUUAAAAGGUUCGAUUUGACAGCAGUUACCUAUCCAAGCAAUACUAUAAACAAUAACUGAAGAUAUAUAUAUAUAUGUAUAUAUGUAUACAUAUAUACGCCAAUUUGUUAUGUAGAUUAUUUGAUUAUGCUCUGUUUACUAUAUAAUCGACAAUUUUAAACAGUUGUUGUUUCUAUUUGAUAUAGUGCUAAUUUGUUAUUGGUUUGAAAAGUGAAUUGUACAAAUCAAAAGUAUCUCAAAGUUAACUAUCGAGGGAAACGUAGUGUUGAAAAAGUAUUUAUAGAAUAUAUGUAUGCAUAACCAUGCAUUUAAUGUUGCAAAUGCUAAGCAAACUACUAUAACUAUGUGGCAAUAUAUUGUAUUGAUAUCUAGCUUUAAAUGUUUAUUGACUGUAACGCUUGUAGUUGAAAUUUGAGUGCGUUUUGUUGGCGUUACAAUCGUUCAACAUGUCCACUCUAUGGAUCAGAUCAUAUAUUGUAUGUGCCAAGAGUCUAGCUUGCAAAGGGUACCAUACUAUACAUAUAUACAACUACAUAUACAUACAUAUAUAAUAUAUACAUAUAUCGAAUUUAAAUUGAGUUCAAUUUAAGAUAAAUAUAAAAUUAUACAAAGGUUUUUGCUACACUCGGCUUCUCUGUACCUUAACUGAACUCCUACUGUUUCAUCCACACUCCAUAACAUUAAGAACUCUACUCAAAAUCUGGUCCCUAUAAAGUUUCUGAAAAUAAAAGACAGUUGUACUAUUA